AUGUCGAAGAGGCUAGUACUUAUAUUAUCAAUAGCGAGUUUAUUAAAAAUCGUUUCUGCCGGCGUCCUGAACAUAAAUGGAUCUAUUGGUUUGUCCAUAGGAAGCGAAGGUAGUCAGGGACCGAUUGAAAUCAUAGCAGCUAAGAUUUCAAGCUUGAAAAAUAAGUUAUUAAAUCUAGGAAGCAUUUUUAGUGGUGGAAGAAUUCCUUCUUUAUUUAAAACAACUUCGUCUCCUAUCACUCCUACGACUAAAAAUGUGGAAACAUCUAAAAUCACUGUAGCACCUACAACUGGAUAUCCGGACACUUCUUGGAUACACAUGGUGCUCACUAGAAAUAGGUCAGGCACAUUAGAAAAUACUCGAUCAGCGACCAAUACUACUGCUUCUGAGGCAACUGAAAAACCAACAGCCAAGACUACUGAGGCAAAUGAAACACCUACAACCAUAGCUACUGAGGGAACCAAAACACCUACAACUAUUUCUACUGAAGGAACCAAGGUGCCACAAGCACCCAAAACUGAAGAUCCUAAAACUUCCGAGACAACCGAAGGACCAAAAGCUAACGCUUCUGAGGCAACAGAAGCAUCUACGACUAUAGCAACUGAAGCUACUGAGACAACCGAGACUCCUACAACUAAAGCUACCGAGGCAUCUACAACUGAAGCUAUUACAACUUCUGAGGCAACAGAAGCAUCUACGGCUGUAGCAACUGAAGUUACUGAGACAACCGAGACUCCUACAACUAAAGCUACCGAGGCAUCUACGACUGAAUCUAUUACUACUUCUGAGGUAACAGAAACAUCUACAACUAUAGCAACUGAAGCUACUGAGACAACCGAGACAACUACAACUAAAGCUACCGAGGCAUCUACAACUGAAGCUAUUACAACUUCUGAGGCAACAGAAGCAUCUACGACUAUAGGAACUGAAGCUACUGAGACAACCGAGACUCCUACAACUGAAUCAACUGAGACAACCGAGACUCCUACAACUAAAGCUACCGAGGAAUCUGCGACUGAAGCUAUUACAACUUCUGAGGCAACAGAAGCAUCUACAACUAUAGCAACUGAAGCUACUGAGACAAUCGAGACACCUACAACUACAGCUACCGAGGCAUCUAUAACUGAAGCUAUUACAACUUCUGAGGCAACAGAAGCAUCUACGACUGUAGCAACUGAAGCAACUGAGACAACCGAGACACCUACAACUAAAGCUACCGAGGAAUCCACAACUGAAGCUAUUACAACUUCUGAGGCAACAGAAGCUACUACGACUGUAGCAACUGAAGCUACUGAGACAACCGAGACUCCUACAACUGAAUCAAUUGAGACAACCGAGACACCUACAACUAAAGCUACCGAGGCAUCUACAACUGAAGCUAUUACAACUUCUCAGGCAACAGAAGCAUCUACAACUUUAGCAACUGAAGCUACUGAGACAAUCGAGACACCUACAACUAAAGCUACCGAGGAAUCCACAACUGAAGCUAUUACAACUUCUCAGGCAACAGAAGCUACUACGACUGUAGCAACUGAAGCUACUGAGACAACCGAGACUCCUACAACUGAAUCAAUUGAGACAACCGAGACACCUACAACUAAAGCUACCGAGGCAUCUACGACUGAAGCUAUCACUACUUCUGAGGCAACAGAAGCUUCUUCGACUGUAGAAACUGAAGCUACCGAGACAACCGAGAAUCCUACAACUAAAGCAACCGAGGCAUCUACAACUGAAGCUAUUACAACUUCUGAGGCAACAGAAGCAUCUACAACUAUAGCAACUGAAGCUACUGAGACAACAGAGACACCUACAACUAAAGCUACCGAGGCAUCUACAACUGAAGCUAUUACAACUUCUCAGGCAACAGAAGCAUCUACAACUUUAGCAACUGAAGCUACUGAGACAACCGAGACACCUACAACUAAAGCUACCGAGGCAUCUACAUCUGAAGCUAUUACAACUUCUGAGGCAACAGAAGCAUCUACGACUGUAGCAACUGAAGCUACUGAGACAACCGAGACUCCUACAACUGAAUCAACUGAGACAACCGAGACUCCUACAACUAAAGCUGCCGAGGCAUCAACGACUGAAGCUAUCACUACUUCCGAGGCAACAGAAGCUUCUUCGACUAUAGCAAUUGAAGCUACUGAUACAACCGAGACACCUACAACUAAAGCUACCGAGGCAUCUACAACUGAAGCUAUUACAACUUCUGAGGCAACAGAAGCAUCUACGACUGUAGCAAAUGUAGCUACUGAGACAACCGAGACUCCUACAACUGAAUCAACUGAGACAACAGAGACUCCUACAACUAAAGCUACUGAGGCAUCUACGACUGAAGCUAUCACUACUUCCGAGGCAACAGAAGCUUCUUCGACUAUAGCAAUUGAAGUUACUGAUACAACUGAGACUCCUAUAACUGAAGCUACUGAGACAACCGAGACUUCUACAACUAAAGCUACCGAGGCAUCUAAGAAUGAAGCUAUUACAACUUCUGAGGCAACAGAAGCAUCUACGACUGUAGAAACUGAAGCUACUGAGACAACCGAGACUCCUACAACUAAAGCUACCGAGGCAUCUACAACUGAAGCUAUUACAACUUCUGAGGCAACAGAAGCAUCUACAACUAUAGCAACUGAAGCUACUGAGACAACCGAGACACCUACAACUAAAGUUACCGAGGCAUCUACAACUGAAGCUAUUACAACUUCUGAGGAAACAGAAGCAUCUACAAGUAUAGCAACUGAAGCUACUGAGACAACCGAGACACCUACAACUAAAGCUACCGAGGCAUCUACAACUGAAGCUAUUACAACUUCUGAGGCAACAGAAGCAUCUACAACUCUAGCAACUGAAGCUACUGAGACAACAGAGACACCUACAACUAAAGCUACCGAGGCAUCUACAACUGAAGCUAUUACAACUUCUGAGGCAACAGAAGCAUCUACAACUAUAGCAACUGAAGCUACUGAGACAACCGAGACUCCUACAACUGAAUCAACUGAGACAACCGAGACUCCUACAACUAAAGCUACCGAGGCAUCUACGACUGAAGCUAUCACUACUUCUGAGGCAACACAAGCUUCUUCGACUAUAGCAAUUGAAGCUACUAAUACAACCGAGACUCCUAUAACUGAAGCUACUGAGACAACCAAGACUUCUACAACUAAAGCUACCGAGGCAUCUAAGAAUGAAGCUAUUAAUACUUCUGAGGCAACAGAAGCAUCUACAACUAUAGCAACUGAAGCUUCUGAGACAACCGAGACUCCUACAAAUAAAGCUACCGAGGCAUCUACGACUGAAGCUAUUACAACUUCUGAGGCAACAGAAGCAUUUUCAACUGUAGAAACUGAAGCUACUGAGACAACCGAGACUCCUACAACUAAAGCUACCGAGGCAUCUACAAUUGAAGCUAUUACAACUUCUGAGGCAACAGAAGCAUCUACAACUAUAGCAACUGAAGCUACUGAGACAACAGAGACACCUACAACUAAAGCUACCGAGGCAUCUACAACUGAAGCUAUUACAACUUCUGAGGCAACAGAAGCAUUAACAACUAUAGCAACUGAAGCUACUGAGACAACCGAGACUCCUACAACUAAAGCUACCGAGGCAUCUACAACUGAAGCUAUUACAACUUCUGAGGCAACAGAAGCAACUACAACUAUAGCAAUUGAAGCUACUGAUACAACCGAGACUCUUAUAACUGAAGCUACUGAGACAACCAAGACUUCUACAACUAAAGCUUCCGAGGCAUCUAAGAAUGAAGCUAUUAAUACUUCUGAGGCAACAGAAGCAUCUACAACUAUAGCAACUGAAGCUACUGAGACAACCGAGACUCCUACAAAUAAAGCUACCGAGGCAUCUACGACUGAAGCUAUUAUAACUUCUGAGACAACUGAGACUCCUACAACUAAAGCUACCGAGGCAUCUACAACUGAAGCUAUUAUAACUUCUGAGGCAACAGAAGCAUCUACGAUUGUAGAAACUGAAGCUACUGAGACAAUCGAGACUCCUACAACUAAAGCUACCGAGGCAUCUACAACUGAAGCUAUUACAACUUCUGAGGCAACAGAAGCAUCUACAACUAUGGCAACUGAAGCUACUGAGACAACCGAGACACCUACAACUAAAGCUACCGAGGCAUCUACAACUGAAGCUAUUACAACUUAUGAGGCAACAGAAGCAUCUACGACUGUAGAAACUGAAGCUACUGAGACAACCGAGACUCCUACAACUGAAUCAACUGAGACAACCGAGACUCCUACAACUAAAGCUACCGAGGCAUCUACGACUGAAGCUAUCACUACUUCUGAGGCAACAGAAGCUUCUUCGACUGUAGCAACUGAAGCUACUGAUAGAAUCGAGACUCCUAUAACUGAAGCUACUGCGACAACCGAGACUUCUACAACUAAAGCUACCGAGGCAUCUACAACUGAAGCGAUUACAACUUCUGAGGCAACAGAAGCAUCUACGACUGUAGCAAAUGAAGCUACUGAGACAACCGAGACUCCUACAACUGAAUCAACUGAGACAACCGAGACUCCUACAACGAAAGCUACCGAGGCAUCUGCGACUGAAGCUAUUACAACUUCUGAGGCAACAGAAGCAUCUACGACUGUAGCAACUGAAGCUACUGAGACAACCGAGACUCCUACAACUGAAUCAACUGAGACAACCGAGACUCCUACAACUAAAGCUACCGAGGCAUCUACGACUGAAGCUAUCACUACUUCUGAGGCAACAGAAGCUUCUUCGACUAUAGCAAUUGAAGCUACUGAUACAACCGAGACUCCUAUAACUGAAGCUACUGAGACAACCGAGACUUCUACAACUAAAGCUACCGAGGCAUCUAAGAAUGAAGCUAUUAACACUUCUGAGGCAACAGAAGCAUCUACAACUGUAGAAACUGAAUCUACUGAGACAAACGAGACUCCUACAACUAAAGCUACUGAGACAACUAAAGCACCUACAACUAUGGCUACUGAACCUUCCGAAGCAUCUACGACUGAAGCUACUACAAAUUCAGAGGCAACUGAAGCACCAACGACUUUAGUAACUGAAGCUUCUGAGGCAACAGGAGCACCUACAACUAAAGCUAGUACAACUUCUGUGACGACAGAAGCAAGUACAACUGAAUCUACUGACGCUUCUGAAGCAACCGGAGCACCUUCAAGUAACACUACUGAGACAACUGGUGAACCUACGAAUGGCUCAGAUUUAACCAGUGUUACUGCCUCGGCAUCAACAGUAACGCCAUUUGCAACUUCAACUACAUCUAAGAAAAUGUUAUCACGAUGUUCAUGUUACAAAGAACGGCAAUGGAGAAAUUAACAUUCUUAUAGUAUUUUUACACUUACCUUAUAAUCUGAUAAUUACUCAACCCAUCGCAUUUUUUUAAGUAAAAUCCAA
Papilio xuthus (Asian swallowtail) is the source of this 5412-nucleotide messenger RNA. RefSeq names its product flocculation protein FLO11-like. The transcript is spliced from 5 exons. Bases 1 to 5334 code for a protein of 1777 amino acids. The record is from RefSeq and is a predicted model, not a curated record. NCBI's taxonomy places the organism in Eukaryota, Metazoa, Arthropoda, Insecta, Lepidoptera, Papilionidae.